UACUUCUAAACCAUUCUCUAUAAAAAGAUCAUGAUGGUACCCUAUUGCUUCACAAUUCUAUCAAUCCCUGUAAUCUGUUAUAAUUUGCAGAUAGUAAAGAACUAAGGAUGGCCAACCAAAUUGUACUUUUGGCUACAAUAAUAGCCAUGACAUGUUCUCUGGUUAUUGCUUUCGAGCCUAGUCCACUACAAGAUUUCUGCAUUGCUGACACCACUAGCUCAGUAAUAAGAGUAAAUGGCUUGCCUUGCUUGGACUCCAAGCUAGCACAAGCGGAGCAUUUCUCCUUCGGAGGACUUCACAUCCCUGGAAACACCUCAAACCCUCUCGGUAUUACAGUUACCCCAGUCAAUGUGGCUCAAAUUCCAGGACUCAACACCCUUGGUAUCUCACUGGCUCGAAUUGACUAUGCACCAGGAGGUGUUACUCCUCCCCACACUCAUCCUCGUGCGACUGAGAUUCUGACAGUUGUGAAAGGCAAGCUCUAUGUUGGCUUUGUGACCUCCAACCCAGAGAAUAAGCUCAUCUCCAAGAUCAUUAAGAAGGGUGAUGUGUUUGUGUUCCCUGUUGGACUAGUUCACUUCCAGAAAAAUCUGGGAUCUGGAACAGCCAUUUCACAGUCUUCUCUGAGCAGCCAAAACCCUGGAGUCAUCACUAUUGCUAACUCAGUUUUUGGACCCAAUCCCUCAAUUUCAGAUGAUGUUCUGGCCAAGGCUUUCCAAGUUGACAAGUCCAUUAUUAGUACUUUGCAAGCACAAUUUUAGAUAAUUUCCUG
This is a messenger RNA of Argentina anserina (silverweed cinquefoil), 772 nucleotides long. Its product is annotated as putative germin-like protein 2-3. Gene Ontology annotation, molecular function: manganese ion binding. Gene Ontology annotation, cellular component: cell wall. The transcript has 2 exons. Lineage: Eukaryota; Viridiplantae; Streptophyta; Magnoliopsida; Rosales; Rosaceae. The record is from RefSeq and is a predicted model, not a curated record. Bases 108 to 761 code for a protein of 217 amino acids.